GAAAGGCUCAAAUCACUCAAAACACUGGUCUGCGAAAUAGAAACGGAGCGCAAACGUAACGAAACCAUCAACAACGUGAUGCGCUUAACCAAGAUGUCGAGCGAGGACAAAUCACCGGCCCUGAACCACAAGCUCAAAACGCUGUACAAAGUAGGCCUACAGGAUGCGAUACAGGAGACACUGAUACGGCAGGCGCUGGCAAAGAUUCAGGACAUCAGAAACAUACGCAACGAACGCCGCAUCCAGGCACGCAAUGCCGGCAACAAGGAGACCAUUCGCCGCGGUGCUUUGAUGAAGAUGCUGCAGAUCUCCGCCCAAACAUUGCCGCUGUUCGUCAGCAAGCCGGGCGAAAAGAUACCUCACCUGUGCGGAUCGAUCCCGGCGGAGCGCUACAUUGCCAAGCCGGGCGACAUGGUAGCAGCGCUGGUGAAGCGAGAGGGCGAGGAGAAUUGGAUAUUGGCCGAGGUGGUGCAGUACGUGUCCUCCACCAGCAAGUACGAGGUGGACGAUGACGAGGAGCAGAAAGAUCGCCACGUGCUGAGUCGUCGCCGGAUCGUGCCACUGCCGCUGAUGCGAGCCAACCCGGAGACCGAUGGACAGGCGCUGUUCCCCAAGGGUACCACCGUCAUGGCGCUCUACCCGCAGACGACCUGUUUCUACAAAGCCAUCAUUAAUCAGCUGCCCCAGACGGCAAACGAAGAGUACGAGGUGCUGUUCGAGGAUCCAACAUACCCGGACGGGUACUCGCCGCCUCUGUUUGUCGCGCAGCGGUACGUGAUUGCGAUCAAGCAGAACAAGAAAACCACCUCUUGACAACCGCAACAGCAGCAAGUGGUGCAAGCGCAGCCAGUCGUUUCACACGGCCCAGUCCCUGCGGCUUCCUGUCCAAAUUUCGUUUACGGAAAUCAUACAGCUGCGACCACCAAUUGU
Anopheles merus is the source of this 930-nucleotide messenger RNA. Its product is annotated as SAGA-associated factor 29-like. The record is from RefSeq and is a predicted model, not a curated record. Gene Ontology annotation, cellular component: SAGA complex. Lineage: Eukaryota; Metazoa; Arthropoda; Insecta; Diptera; Culicidae.